This is a messenger RNA of Purpureocillium lilacinum, 1311 nucleotides long. NCBI's taxonomy places the organism in Eukaryota, Fungi, Ascomycota, Sordariomycetes, Hypocreales, Ophiocordycipitaceae. The record is from RefSeq and is a predicted model, not a curated record.
AUGUCUUUUUCCGUUGGAGCUCAAUUCAGAGCUCUAGGCUCGACCGCGCGGCGAGUCGCGAAUGGCCGAGGUCCGAAUUUCGUGCGGAAGUUCCCGAGCACCCAGCGAACAGCUCGGUUCUAUGCCACGUCCUUGGAAACAGACUGGCGCGGUUUCGUGCUCGCUAAUAAUGGCUCUGGGAAAGAGAACCGUACUCGGAUGUCCAAGCUGUGGCUGCGUGACAACUGCCGCUGUGAAAAAUGUGUCAACCAAGACACAAUGCAAAGAAACUUUGACACAUUCGAGAUCCCACAAGAUGUAGAAGCCAAAGAUAUCAAGCAGAGCAGCGAGGGCGUGGAAGUCCUCUGGUCGGACUCGCACAAGAGCUGGUACACUUGGGAUUGGCUUCAGGCGACUGUUCCUGGCAGUGGGAGGUACUCGAAUCUAUCACACGACGCGGGGAAGAAAGUAUGGGACUGCAGCAUUGCAGAAAAUGCCCCAGAGGUCUCCUUUGACGACGUCAUGGGUGGCAGCGGUAGUCGAGGGAUGGCCGACUUGACCUCCAAGAUUUACACAUACGGGCUCUGCUUCGUUGCAGGCACGCCCAAGACACCCGAGGCGACCAACGCCCUCCUCGAGAGCAUCGGACCAGUCCGCCACACCCACUACGGUGGCUUCUAUGACUUUGUCCCCGACCUCGCCAAGGCAGAUACUGCGUACACGAACCUCGCGCUCGCCGCUCAUACCGACACGACAUACUUCACGGAGCCCGCAGGCCUGCAGGCGUUCCACAUGCUCUCGCACACCCCACCACCGAACGGUGUAGGCGCAGAGGGCUCACUGGGCGGCCAGUCGCUUCUUGUCGACGGAUUCCACGCGGCGCGGCUGCUGCGCAAAGAGUCACCCAACGAUUACGACGUGCUGCGCAGCGUCGACAUUCCCUGGCAUGCUAGCGGCAACGAGGGAGUCGCGAUUGCGCCGGACAGGUCUUAUCCGGUUCUUGAGACCCGCGGCGAGACGCUGCAGCGCGUGCGGUGGAACAACGACGACCGGGGCGUGGUCCCGUUGGCAGUUGAUGUGGACGAGUGGUACCGCGCUGCGCGGAAGUGGAACGAGAUUCUGAGAAGGAAGCAGAGCGAGUUCUGGUUCCAGCUCGAGCCAGGCCGUGUGCUGAUCUUUGACAACUGGCGCGUCCUGCACGGCCGCAGUGCAUUUGAGGGACUUAGGCGGAUCUGCGGUGGCUACAUCAACCGCGACGACUUCAUCUCCCGAUGGAAGACGUCCAACUUUCCCAGCCAGGAGGUUAUCGCCUCCAACAUGCAGCUCAAGUAG